UAUUUAAGGUUAAAACUUAGCUAUUGCUGUUUCUUCCUCGCCGUCGUCUUACAGUUUUUGUGAUUUUACAGAAGAAGGAGAAAGAAAGAGGUUGAAAAUAUGGCUUAUGCAGCAAUGAAGCCCACGAAGGCUGGUUUGGAAGAGCCACUCGAGCAAAUUCAUAAGAUUAGGAUUACUCUCUCCUCAAAGAAUGUGAAGAACCUCGAAAAAGUGUGCAGUGAUUUGGUUCGUGGAGCCAAAGACAAAAGACUCAGAACCAAGGGACCAGUGAGAAUGCCAACCAAGGUUCUUAAGAUCACUACUCGUAAAGCUCCUUGUGGUGAAGGAACCAACACAUGGGACAGAUUUGAACUGAGGGUCCACAAGCGAGUGAUUGAUCUUUUCAGCUCACCUGAUGUUGUCAAGCAAAUCACUUCCAUCACCAUUGAACCUGGUGUUGAGGUGGAGGUCACCAUCGCCGACUCUUAGAUAUCUGUUUCUUCUUUUUUUUUUUCUGGAACCUCUGCAAGAAACAAUCUCUUUGUUCCUCGGGUAGAGCCUACACUCCUGUCUCUCCAGUUGAUUUGGGAAACCAAUGUUUUUGUUGUAGUGAAACUUUAGCUCUUGUUUUUUCUUAGUUGAGGAGAUUUUGUCGGUCGAGUUUUCAUUUACAUCUACCAAGAUUGAGAUCAUAAUUACAUAGAUUC
Molecule: messenger RNA, 686 nt
Organism: Eutrema salsugineum
Lineage: Eukaryota; Viridiplantae; Streptophyta; Magnoliopsida; Brassicales; Brassicaceae
Product: 40S ribosomal protein S20-2
Exons: 4
Coding region: 100-468 (122 amino acids)
Biological process (GO): translation
Cellular component (GO): cytosolic small ribosomal subunit; ribosome
Molecular function (GO): RNA binding; structural constituent of ribosome
Source: RefSeq, a predicted model, not a curated record